AUGGGCCUGAUGGCGAUCCAAGAUACCCCGCCGUCGAUUCCCAAGUCGGUCGUUAUGCAGCAAGGCCACUUUAUGGACUCGGUCUUCCCCGGGAUCGGCACGAGCGGUUCGCCUGCUCCAUCUAUGACUGACAGCAGCCGCGGUGGCUCGUCGAGCUCGAUGGGCAUACAGGCAACAUCGUCUACCGCCUCGCUUGUAUCGCAGCCCGGCCACACCGACGGCCGUCUCACCAUCCCGGCGAACGCCGAGCCUUCUGCCGACUGGAAUUUUGACUUUGGUGCACCAGACGACAGCGCCGCACCGACGACCGAGCUUGGCGAUGACACGCGCUCGCUGAACGGCGGCGAGUUUGCCUCUCUUCCGGUUCGGGUGCGCCCUUCGAGCGAUCCCAAGAUGCAGGCGCUCUCUAGUGCAGCUCGUACCAACUAUGCGGCGAAUGGCACUGGAUUUGACACGCCUGUCGCCCUGUCGCAGCUGCGCGAUACAGGUGCAGGUAUGGAUGCGGUGCUGCGGUCGAACGCGUCGUCGCCCACGGCGGUGCCGCCGGAUGCUACGUCGAUCAUCUCGCGCAAGAGCUCGCGUGCGUCGCUCGCACCCAUUAUCGUACCGAGCGGACAGUCGAACCUGAACAGUGCCACUUCCCCGGUGGCACGCCGCAGCCGGACGGUGGCCAACCCUGCACUCCUGUCCGAGGUGGCGCGUGCAUUUGUGCAAAGCAUCAAUACAGCCGAACAAACCAAGGAUGGGCUGUCGUAUUCGGAUGCGUUUGACGGUCGCCAUGCGGUGGACCGCCUUGCGGCGAUUAUCCGCACGUCGGAUCGCAACCUUGCGCUGCUGCUGGGCCGUGCUCUCGACGCACAGAAACUCUUCCACGAUGUGACGUACGACCACCGAUUGCGCGACUCGGCCAAGGAGCUAUACCAAUUCCGCUGGCAGCAUGGCCAAGGGGGCCACUUUUUGGGCGAUGGCAGCGAUGCGACUCUGGUUGACUCGCAGGUUCUUUCGUCGCGCUCGUCCAUGCGCUCCGUCACGUCGCGCCGUGACUCGUCACAUUCGGCAAUGAAUGCGAAUUUGGCGCCCAUGUCAAAGCUCGCCCCUGAUGACGAGCACGACAUGGACACCACAAUGACCACCGAGAUGGGCGACAGCCGCGUAUUUGACGACGAGAGGUUCAUGAGUGGCGCCCCGAAGCGCGCGCCGGGUGUACCGACGGGCGUCUUUACGCUACUUACGCCGUGCUACAGCCCGACCUGCUCGCGGAACACGCCGUGCUACAGCAUUGCAUGCCCUCGUCACCUAGACCCCCAGGCGCGCGUGCACAUGGUGCCGCAGCCUGUAGUCGACGCAGGCGAGGUGCAAGAGAGUGCCGUGGACAUUUCCAGCCAGCUCUGGGCCGAAUCAGUGCCGAAGGAGGUGUAUGAGAGUGUGCCGGAGCGCGAGCGCAAGCGCCAGGAAGUCAUCUUUGAGAUCAUUGCCACUGAGCGUGGCUUUGUGCACGAUCUCGAAUACCUGCGCGACUUUUGGAUUCAGCCGCUGAGCACGCAGCACAUUAUCAACCGUGGACAGCGCGCCGCAUUUGUCAAGACGCUCUUUUUUAAUAUCCUGGACAUCCUCGCUGUGAAUCACCGCGUGAGCGAACUGCUGACCCGUCGGCAGAAGCAGCGCCCGGUGAUCGAGUGCAUUGGUGAUAUCUACCUGGAUAUGGUCGGCGAGUUUGAGCCGUUUGUGCAGUACGGUGCGAACCAGAUGUACGCGCGGCACAAGCUCGAGACGGAGAAGUCGACGAAUCCCUUCUUUGCUCUCUUUGUCGAGGAUACCGAGCGCAAGGCCGAGUCACGCAAGCUCGAGCUGAACGGAUACCUGACGAAGCCCACGACGCGUCUGGCGCGCUACCCGCUGCUGUUUGAGCAGAUGCUUAAGUAUACCAACGACGAGAAUCCGGACAAGACGCUACUUCCGCUCGUCAUUCAAAAGAUCAAGGCAUUGCUCUCACGUGUUAACCACGAGACGGGUCGCAGCGAGAACCGCAUGCAGCUAACGCAGCUCAGCCAGCAGCUCUUUUUCAAGCCGGGAGAGACAGUGGAUUUGCGCCUGGGCGACGAUGAGCGUGAGCUGGUGUUUAAAGGCACGCUCAAGAAGCGCAGCGGGACGCAAAGCGACAAUGCGGACAUCCACUUGUAUCUCUUUGACCAUGCGCUGCUUAUGGUCAAGCACAAGAUCGUGCACAAGAAUGAUCUGCUCAAGGUCUACCGUAAGCCGAUCCCGCUCGAGCUGCUCCAAGUCACGGUAUACGAGGACGUGCCCACCGGCAAAGGCAAUGCGACGCGCACCAAGUCGGUCAUGUCGCGCUCUUCGAUCGGCAAGCGGACGAGCAUCGGGCCAUCGCCGGGCCAGCCAACGUCCAAGCAGGACGCCAAAACGGGCUACGCAAUCACCUUUACGUGCCUCGGCAAGAAAGGCUACUCGCUCACGCUGUGGGCGAGCACGGUGGUUAGCCGCGAAAAGUGGUUCGAGCACAUCGAGGCGCGGCAAGAGGUGCUGCGCAACCGCAGCACUGUCUUUGAUAUUGUCCCGCUGUCGACCAUGGUCGACAUUCCGAGCAAUCGCAUCACCUGUGCCGUGCCAUUCGACUUUGGCCGCCAGAUCAUCUACGGCAAAGACGAUGGUGUGUACCUCUCGGACCUGCGUGCAGGUGCCCAGCCUCCGGUCAAGGUCCUGCCGCUGAUUGGCGUGACGCAGGUCGACGUGCUCGAAGAGCACCAGAUCCUGAUUGUGCUUGCCGAGCAGUCCGUAUACACUUUCACACUGGAUGCGCUAGACUCGGCAGACCCCGUCGGCUCGUUGAAGCGCGGGCGCCGCAUCUCGUCGCACACCACCUUUUUCCGUGCCGGUGUCUGCAUGGGCCGUACGCUGGUGUGUGUCGUCAAGUCGGGCCCGCUCUCUUCGACGAUCAAGACCCUGGAGCCGAUCGAGCAGAAUGUGCGCUUUAAGAAGCAGCCGACUUUCCGCAAGCUCCUGCAAGGUGGCCAGGACACGCUUCGUGUGUUCAAGGAGUUCUACAUCCCUACCGAGUCGAGCUCGAUUCACUUUUUGAAGUCGAAGCUGUGCGUUGGCACGACCAAAGGCUUCGAAAUCGUGGACCUCGAGACACUCGACACGCAGGGCCUGCUCGACCCCGCCGACACUUCGCUCGACUUUGUGCAGCGCCGCGAGAAUGUAAAGCCGGUCGCGAUUUACCGCAUCGACGGUGAGUUCUUGCUGUGCUACAACGAAUUUGCGUUCUAUGUCAACAAGAAUGGCUGGCGCUCCAAGGGCAACUGGAUCAUCAACUGGGAGGGCAACCCCACUUCCUUUGCGCUCCACCACCCCUAUGUGCUGGCAUUCGAGCCCAACUUUGUCGAGGUGCGCCACGUCGACACCGGCGCGCUGCACCAGGUGAUUACCGGUCACAAUCUGCAUUGCAUCUUUGCUGACUCGAUCAACGCAUCGCUUGGCUCGAACCGCAGUGCAGCGCGGUCGCAGGUGGGCAAGGUGGUCUUCCCUGGGCGCCACGCUUCCAUGGCGCCCUUUGCCGCGCCGGGCUUGCCGUACAGUCCCACGCCCGUCGAGGCCUUUGGGCCUGCCAGCCCGACUUCGUCUGUCCCGCCGCAAUUUGGCCGCGGCUCGGUUUCUGGCUCGCCCGUGCCCAACUCGCCAUACACUCAAGGCUUCGUGUCCCCACCGCCGAUGGCCGGCGUGCCGGGCAUGCCCCGCCCCUCGAUUCCCGCUUAUGGCAUCCAGUCGCCGACUUCGGGUGCCUCUUCGCCCAAGCCGCAAAAUCCUGUGCUUGAGUCGGUGAUUGCUAGUCGCAACCACAUUGUAUUUGUCGGAGACUCUUCUGUAUACUCCACUAAGGCGCAUCAGCGCCGACCGGUGAUGGACACGGACGAGUUGGCUGCGCUCGAGGCUCCUAUUCUUCCUCCGACACCGAGCAGCGUGACGCGGCGCCCUCCUCAUCGUACAGCGCAGCGCGCGCCCAUCUCGAACUCACGCUGGGCUUCGGUCUUGCUAGAGCUGGGCGCAACAGCGAGUGGACUGAGCUUGGCCGUGAGUUACGAAAGCCGGCGGAGUCUCAAGUAUUGCAUUUCCUGGCUGCAGUACGCGAUUGCGCAUACAGAGCACCACAUUGCUGUGCUCCGGGCGCUUAUUGAAAGUAUGCGCCAGAACCCCGACACGGUGGUUGGACCGGUCGCGCAGCAGCUUGUGCAAAUCCAGACGGAUAUCACCAACAUCAUUCGCUCGGUGAUCACCGUGGCCAGUCGAUACGCGAGCGAUGCGCUGCCGGAUUACGCGUGCAAGCUGGUACGCCAGUUUAUUUUGAGCCUGCCAGAAUGCUGGUCCAAUAAGCUGGCUUCUCUGCAUCUCUCUGAAGCCGAUUUGCGCGCCACUCCUACGGACAGUGAGAAGGGCGUUAUUCCGGCCUAUCUGCCUACUGCGCGAUGCGAGCAGGCUGCUACAAAAAUCCUGACCUUGGCCGUCGAAUCGCUCGACAUUAUCCGCAACGUUGCCCAGGUGAUUGGCGACGUCGUUGACCGCGCCGAUAGCUGGGCGGAGCGACUUAGGUUGGUCCAGUUCGAGGAAACCGAUACCAUUGAAGAGGACGAAGAACCGCUGUCCUUUGACAGAAUACCCGAGGAAAAAGACGCGUACCCGGAUCCCCCUGAGGAAGAGAUUACCAGUGCACCGGCUCCGGCCGCGAAGCCGGUGGCUCGCCAGGCGCCCAAGGCGCCGGUGAAGGAGACGCGUGGCGGCAAAAAGGCUGCGAAGCCCGUCCCGGCUCCUGUUGAGGAGUUUGACGACGAUGCCGAGUGGGACGAUGAAGAUAUUGACGAGGACGUCGACGAGUUCGAUGUUGAGAACGACGAGAGCGAGGAGGGCGAGGAAGACAAACAGGUCGACGAGCAGGAUGAGGACGAGCAGGACCACGAAGGCCACGACCACGAAGAGAACUUCUCUGCGGACAAUGUCCUUAGCCAGCUUGGCCUGCCCAAGGAUGGCAAGAAGCUUACCGAGCGUCAAAAGAAGAAGCUGCGUGCGGAGGCGGAGCGUCUCGAGCUCCUUCUCAAGAGCUCUGGUUACUCUCUUGACGAUGAGGAACAGCAAGACGAGGAGGGUGAUGAAGAUGAGGAAGAAGAGGCCUUUGAUGAGGAGGAGGAUGAAGAGGAAGGCCUCGAGGAAGGCGAGGAUGAUGAGGAGGGCCACGAGGAGGACGAGGACGUCGACGAGACCCUCGACGACCUUCCCGAGGAUGAGUUCGACGACGACGAAGUCGAGCUUGACGGCGAGGAGCUUGACGACGACGACGAAGACGACGACGACGACGACGAUGAAGAGCUCGACGACGAGGCGCUUCCUCCCGGCGCCGACGGCAGUUUCCUCCUGCCGACGGUCGAGGAAGAAGAGCAAGAAGAGCGUGCGCCUCUGGACCUCCAGCUCGUGCAGAUGCGCAUCCGCGAGGUAGCCAACAUCCUAGGCGACCUUGCGAGCCUCGGCGAGCCCGGUCGUUCGCGUGCCGACUACCUCGAGCGUUUCUCCAAGGACGUCCAGACCUACUAUGGCUACAAUGAGUUCUUGACCAACAUGUUCCUCGAGCUCUUCUCGCCCGAUGAGGCGAUUGAGUUCUUCGAGGCGAACGAGGUCCCUCGUCCUGUCACGAUCCGUGCCAACACGCUCCGUACGCGCCGCCGUGAUCUUGCGCAGAAGCUGAUCAACCGUGGCGUGAGUCUGGAGCCUGUUGGUGCCUGGAGCAAGGUCGGUCUCCAGGUCUUUGAGAGCUCCGUGCCGAUUGGCGCAACGCCCGAGUACCUUGUCGGUGACUACAUGCUCCAGGCCGUCUCGUCGUUCCUGCCGUGCAUUGCACUUGCGCCGCAGCCCGGCGAGCGUGUGCUGGAUAUGGCCAGUGCGCCCGGUGGCAAGGUGACCUACCUCUCUGCACUCAUGCAAAAUACCGGCUGCGUCUUUGCGAAUGACAGCAACAAGGCGCGUAUCAAGAGUCUUACGGCCAACGUCCACCGCAUGGGCUGCCGCAACGUGGUGGUGUGCAACUACGACGGACGCCAGUUCCCCAAGGUGAUGGGCGGCUUUGACCGUGUUAUGCUCGACUCGCCGUGCUCGGGUACGGGUGUCAUCAGCAAGGACCCCAGUGUGAAGACAAACAAGUCAAAGCGCGACUUUAUCCUUCUUUCGCAGCUCCAGAAGCAGCUCAUCCUCUGUGCUAUUGACAGUGUGAGCCCCAAGUCGGAGACGGGCGGCUAUGUCGUGUACAGCACCUGCUCGGUGACGAUCGAAGAGAACGAGGAGGUGGUCGAAUACGCGCUGCGCAAGCGUCCCAACGUGCGCAUCGUUCCGACCGGCAUCGACUUUGGCCGCGACGGCUUCAAGACCUUCCGUGGCAAGAAGUUUGACGAAAAGAUGCCGCUGUGCCGCCGCAUCUUCCCCCACGCCCACAACCUCGACGGCUUCUUCGUCUGCAAGCUCAAGAUCGAGCUGCCCAACAAGGGCGCCAAGCGCCGCCAGGAGGCCGAGGAAGCCGAGAUCGAUGCGGAAGCCGAGCGCUUCAUGGAGCCCGCGCCGCCCGUCAAGCAGCCCCGCAAGACCAAGGCCCAGGCCCAGGCCCAGGCGCCCGAGGCCGAAGACGCGUCGCCCUUCGAUGCCAACGAGGACGAGGAGAUUAUGAAGCGCUCGCGCGAGCGCAUGGCCAAGAGGCGGCGGACAUAG
Molecule: messenger RNA, 6756 nt
Organism: Malassezia japonica
Lineage: Eukaryota; Fungi; Basidiomycota; Malasseziomycetes; Malasseziales; Malasseziaceae
Gene: ROM2
Product: RHO1 GDP-GTP exchange protein 2
Exons: 3
Coding region: 1-6756 (2251 amino acids)
Biological process (GO): RNA methylation; intracellular signal transduction; RNA processing
Molecular function (GO): S-adenosylmethionine-dependent methyltransferase activity; guanyl-nucleotide exchange factor activity; RNA methyltransferase activity
Source: RefSeq, a predicted model, not a curated record